AGGACUCCUUCAAAAUCUUGUACCAUCUGUUUCUUAAAUAAAUAAAUGGCUGGUCCCAUCCUUCCACUUACAUCCAAAGAGAAAAAACAAAAACUCUCUGCCUUCUCCCUGCUGUAAUAACUAAAGUUGAGAAGGCCGACAUCCAACAUAAAAGAGGGGGAAAAGAAGAGAGGUUAGCUAGAUGUAUAAUAUAAGGUGAGGAAAAAGGAGGGCAGAUUCAUGAAGUCCAGAAGAAGAGAGUCCACUAUCAGAGGAACUAUAGGGGGAGCGAAAGGAAUGACCAAUAUUAUUGGUGAGCUAGUGCUCAUGUACCAGCUCCUAGUGAUGCUGUUCACAACCGCUGCAGAGGAGCUGCCGGCCUGCCAACGGGUGUGCGGUGACGUUGAGAUCCCCUACCCUUUCGGCAUCGGCCCCCCCCACUGUUUUAGGGAAGACGGGUUCGACCUGACAUGCAGCAAGACCAAUGAUAGCCGCGGAUACAAACCAUUUAACGGCAAUGUGGAGGUCACCAACAUCUCACUGGCCUCAGGCCAAGUUCGAAUAUACAAUGCCAUAUCUUGGCAAUGCUACAACAAAGAGUUGGCCCACCGCACCUGGGUUCUGGACUUAAAUGACACGCCGUACAGGUUGUCCAACAUCAGCAACAAGUUCACCGUCAUCGGCUGCGACACCCUCGCCUACAUCGGAGGUCGUAAAAACGAAAUCGAUUUGUACGAGAGCGGGUGCGUGUCGAUGUGCCGGAACGGGAUAAUCCCAACAAAUGGUUCAUGCACUGGCAUCGGCUGCUGCCAGACUUCCAUCCCCUCAGGGCUCAGCUUCUACAACGUCUGGUUCGAUGCCAAGUUCAACAGCUCCGACGUCCAGGAUCAGGAGUUCAAUCCUUGCAGCUUCGCGGUUCUGCUCGAGGAGGACCAGUUCGAGUUCCAGUCGACCUACGUCACUAAGCUUGAUUUCUACAGCAACAACGGAUGGCCGGUGGGGAAAGCACCCGUGGUGCUGGACUGGGCCAUAGGGAACGAGACAUGCGAGCAAGCCCAGCGCAACCAAACGACCUAUGCUUGUAUCAGUGAUCAUAGUCACUGUGUUGGAUCCCCCGGUGGCCAUGGGUAUCUCUGCAACUGCUCAAGCGGUUACCGGGGAAAUCCCUAUGUUCACGGAGCCGAUGGAUGCCAAGACAUUAACGAGUGCGAUGAUCAGAGGCCAUGCGCCGAGACUGCCACGUGCACGAACGCGCCAGGGAAUUUUUCCUGUUCAUGCCCACCAGGCACACACGGCGACCCUCAAAAAGGUGGAACUUGCUACCCAUGCCCACCAGGCACACACGGCGACCCUCAGAUUGGUGGAACUUGCUACCCAAACAACAAACUUUCCCUGACGGUGAAGCUUGUAAUAGGUAAUUAUUUCCUGUCUAUGCCAUCAAACAAACAAAGAAUGCUUAUGAGGGUUAAAAAGAGAUAUUUUCAGCAAAAUGGAGGUUGGCAAUUGCUUCAUGAGAUCAGGUCAAACCAAGGCCUUGCGUUUAUGAUUUUUACAAAAGAAGAAUUAGAACAGGCAACAAACAAGUUUGACAAAAGCUGUGUCCUAGGGCAUGGAGGCUAUGGAACUGUUUAUAAAGGAAUUUUGACAGAUAACCGUACGGUUGCCAUAAAAAAAUCAAAGAUGAUUGACGAGAGGCUGAAGAAGGAAUUUGGAAAGGAGAUGAUUAUUCUUUCCCAGAUCAACCACAAGAAUGUGGUUAAGCUCCUGGGAUGUUGUUUGGAGGUCGAAGUCCCCAUGUUAGUUUAUGAAUUCGUCUCCAAUGGGACUCUAUUCCAGUUAAUCCACGAAAAGAGCCACAGAGUCCCCAUUUCCUUGGAUCUGCGUCUAAAGGUUGCUUCAGAGUCGGCAGGGGCACUUGCAUAUUUACAUUCAUCAGCUUCCCCUCCAAUCAUUCAUGGAGAUGUGAAGCCUUCCAACAUACUUUUAGAUGACAAUUACACAGCAAAGGUGUCUGAUUUUGGAGCUUCAAUGCUAGUUCCAAUGGAUGAAACUCAAUGUGCUACGUUAGUUCAAGGUACUUGUGGUUACUUAGACCCUGAGGUCCUACAGACAUACCAUCUAACAGAUAAAAGCGAUGUUUACAGCUUUGGUGUUGUUCUUCUAGAGCUCCUUACUGGCAAGAAGGCACUUUAUUUUGAAGGAUCUAAAGAUGAGAAAAGCCUAGCAUCAACUUUCAUAUCUGCCAUGAAGGAGAAUCAACUUCUACAGCUUCUGGACGGUCAAAUUAAGAAUGAAGAGGACAUGGAUGUGAUUCAAGCAGUUGCUGAGCUUGCAAACCAAUGCUUGAAUUUUAGGGGACAAGAAAGGCCUUCAAUGGAUGAAGUGGCAGAAAAGCUAGAUAGGUUAAGAAAAUUCAAACUGCAUCCAUGGGUACAGCAUCCUGAAGAGAUUGAGAGAUUGCUCGAGGAAUCAUCCAACUAUCGUGAAACAGAUACCACCAGGCAUUAUAGUUUAGAGAAGAUAGCUGCACUGGAUAUAGAAUCUGGAAGGUGAUGUUACUGUGUCCUAAAAAUUUAAGGCUCCACCAGUAGACUUAUAUAUUAAAGAUUUUGGAGAAUCCUUUUGCAGGAAUAAAUGAUAGCAUGUACUUAUGAGAGGGAGAGGGUGAGAGAAAUAGGCUCCUUUGCUGCAAUUAACCAUCAUAAUCCAUGUAAUCAUGCCAAACCUUCUCCUGCUAUGGCAUGCGUACCUAUGUGAUGCACUUGUAAUAGUUCAGUGUUUU
Messenger RNA from Elaeis guineensis (African oil palm), 2761 nucleotides. NCBI's taxonomy places the organism in Eukaryota, Viridiplantae, Streptophyta, Magnoliopsida, Arecales, Arecaceae. The record is from RefSeq and is a predicted model, not a curated record.